This is a messenger RNA of Myxozyma melibiosi, 1376 nucleotides long. RefSeq lists its product as uncharacterized. The transcript is spliced from 2 exons. Gene Ontology annotation, cellular component: nucleolus. The record is from RefSeq and is a predicted model, not a curated record. Lineage: Eukaryota; Fungi; Ascomycota; Lipomycetes; Lipomycetales; Lipomycetaceae. Gene Ontology annotation, molecular function: RNA binding. The coding region runs from base 99 to 1214 and encodes 371 amino acids. Gene Ontology annotation, biological process: endonucleolytic cleavage in ITS1 to separate SSU-rRNA from 5.8S rRNA and LSU-rRNA from tricistronic rRNA transcript (SSU-rRNA, 5.8S rRNA, LSU-rRNA); small-subunit processome assembly; endonucleolytic cleavage in 5'-ETS of tricistronic rRNA transcript (SSU-rRNA, 5.8S rRNA, LSU-rRNA).
CAGAAGUUUAUCAUUUUUUUCUUAACUGGACUGUGUUCGUCUCUGCAUACAAAGAACGAAAGGACAGAGUAGACUACGCCCGACACAACAUCACGACAAUGGGCACAGAUACGCAGAAGCGGGACUGGUUCUCGACCGAGGAUAGCGAGGAUUCCGAUCUUGGGCACGGGUCUGGAUCAGAGAGCGAGAACGAGGUGAAGCGGAGUGCUGUGAAAAAAGUGGUCAAGGAGGUUAAGAAGAGCAAGCCUGAGAAGAGUAGGAAGCGGAAAGUGGCUGCUGCGAGUGAGGAUGAUGACGAGGAUGAGGAAGAGAAGGAUGUGAGUCGGGCGAAGGUAGCGAAGCGGAAAACUGCUGCGCCUGUGUUUGAGUUUGGCAAGCGGUUUGAAUCGUCUGAGGACGAGGAUGAAGAUGACGACGGGGACGACGACGAACAAGACGAAGACAGCUCAGACGAAGUAGAGCACAUGCCCGGCGCCUCCUCCGGCACCGACGGCGACGUCAAAGACGUCCUCCGCCGCCUGUCGACCAAAGAACUCGAAGACAACCGCGCGCGGAUCGAAAAGACCGGCGUCGUCUAUCUUUCGCGGAUCCCACCGUUCAUGAAGCCCGGCAAAGUGCGGCAGAUCUUGUCGCGGUUCGGGGAGCUUGAUCGGAUCUUUUUGGCGCCGGAGGAUCCGAAGAGUUAUGCAAGACGGGUGCGGUUUGGCGGGAAUAAGAAGAGGAAUUUCGUGGAGGGGUGGGUGGAGUUUAAGGAUAAGAAGAAAGCAAAGCUGUGUGCUUCGACUCUGAAUGGACAAAUUAUCGGCGGCAACAAACGCUCCUACUACUACGACGACAUCCUCAACAUCAAAUACCUCCCCAAAUUCAAAUGGCACAACCUGACCGAGCAAAUCGCGUACGAGAACCAAGUCCGCCAAGCCAAGCUCCGAGCCGAGAUCUCGCAGGCCACGCGCGAAAAUAAGGCGUACAUCCGCAACGUCGGACGCGCAAAGAUGAUUGAGAAUAUUAAAGCCAAGCGGGCUCUCAAGGCUGAGGCUGCGGGAGCGAACGAGGACGCUUCGACAAGUAAGAAGCAGGGCGAGAGCGAGAUUGAGAUGAGGAGAAACUUCAGACAGAGAACGGUUAGAGACCGCACGAAGAGCUCGGAGCCGAGCGCGAGAGAUAAAGCGAACGAGGCGGCUAUGCAGAGAGUCCUUGGUAGCAUUUUUUCAUAAUAUAACCUGUUUGAUCAUGUCUUGUAAUAUAGCUUCGGUCAUAUAGAGAGCAUUGCACAGUUUGUAUGUAUAGAAGGCUGCAAAUUACUGAUAGCUGAAAGUCGUGAUUAUUUUCCAAACGCCUGCACAAAUGACUAAAAAACAACAAGUGCCAUGAACAAC